Apis cerana (Asiatic honeybee) is the source of this 4718-nucleotide messenger RNA. RefSeq names its product 2-oxoglutarate dehydrogenase, mitochondrial. Lineage: Eukaryota; Metazoa; Arthropoda; Insecta; Hymenoptera; Apidae. The record is from RefSeq and is a predicted model, not a curated record. Gene Ontology annotation, cellular component: mitochondrion; oxoglutarate dehydrogenase complex. Gene Ontology annotation, molecular function: thiamine pyrophosphate binding; oxoglutarate dehydrogenase (succinyl-transferring) activity. Gene Ontology annotation, biological process: tricarboxylic acid cycle.
AAUUAGAAAACAGAUAUAUGUAAGAUUAUAAUAUAUAUAAAAUCUGUUGCUCAAUUUGUAAACUUGCUUGUACAAAUAAUAUCACAUGGGAAGUGGAAUAUUCAGUUUUCAAGAAAGCUGGUACACGUAAUAGUUUUCGCGAUUUGAACCAGUUUUUGCGAAUAAAUUGCCAUAAUCUAACACCAAACGAUUGUAUAUCCAUUUGAAUAUCUAUAUAGGGUAUGUUAAUUAAAUCAUCAUAGGGUUGUGUAACAUGUUGCAUCAUGUCAUCACAUCUUAUUAAUUCUUGUAAUAUUUCAAAUCUUGUAAUUCCGAAUCACUGAACUUUAUUUUAAACAUUUUUGCACAAAAAUAUCAACAAGAACUUUGAUGCUUAACUAUAUCGCAAGAAACGUGAGAAGUUGCAUUUAUAUCAAUCGAUUCAGUUGUUUCAAUUAUUAUUUCUCGUACAAUCGUUAUAGAAAAUUAAUCUAAUUAAAAAAUUUAAAUAAUAAGAUUGUCAUUUAUUAUUUCUACUUAUCAUCUUCAUUCAAGGAUGAUAAUUUCGACAACUAAUUUUAUAUAUUUAUUUUAUUUUAUUUUAAAUUAUUUUGAUAAAAGUAAAAUAUAAAAUUUCAAUAUCGAAAAUUGAUAUGAAAGAACUUCAAUGAACAACUUCAUGAAAGAAAUUAAAAAAUAUUAGAAACUGAUUGAUAUCACAACCUUUGAAAUAGUCAAGUGUCACGAUGAUUCCCAGUACAUUUGCAGUUUAGCAAGUUUGGCUUAUUAAAUUUGAAAUUUCAAGAAUAAUAGUGAAUAUACCUGGUACUUUUACGGUGAAUAAUAACAAAUGGAGAUAUGUAUGCUAAUAGACAAUCUUAUUAUUGCAUACGGCCUUUCGUUAUACAUAUACCGCGAAAGUUCAAUUGCCUCAAUAAGAAAAUACUACUCAAACGUCUUUCCUUCACAACAUUCUAUCCACAAAACUAUGUCGUGCGUUUCAAGCACGACAAUCAAAAAGGUAAAAUCGAUAGAUUCGAUCAUGUGUUGAACAUGGACAAUAUUCAGUAUUUGGAAUAUAUGUAUCAAUCAUGGAAGAAGGAUCCAAGUUCCGUGAGUGCUUCCUGGGAUAGGUAUUUUAAAUUAAUUGACGAGAAAGAUAAAGAAUCGCAGGCUUCCCACAAAUCAUCGUCAAAAUCGACUUCUUCAUCCUCUAUCCACGGAUCACCAUCUGGUUCACAGUCAGAAAAAUUUCCUCAACAAAGUGCAAGAUCGAAGUCAAAUGGUGAUAUGCAAGGUAUAAUUGGAGCUUUCGAUAUCAAUGCCACGAUUCGAGCUUAUCAAGCACGUGGUCAUUUGAUUGCCGAUACUGAUCCAUUGGGCAUACAAAAUCCAGAAUCGCGUAAGCUUCAAGGCACUCCUAAUUUACCACCUGCGAUCGUGGUGCGACAAUAUUUGAAGGGAAUGACCGAAGCUGAUAUGAAUAGAGAAUUUCCUCUUGCACCAUUUACUGUAAUUGGUGGCCCUAAACGAAGUCUUCCUUUGCGUGAUAUUCUAAUUAGAUUGAACCAAGUUUAUUGCGGACACUUAGGUCUUGAAUAUACCUACAUUCAUGAUCUUGUUAUGUUAGAUUGGUUAAGAGAUAAGUUUGAAAUGCCUGGUGCUUGGGAUCUUCCAGCGGAUCAUAGGAAAUUUAUUUGGAUGAAUAUUAUGAAGGCAGUAACAUUCGAAGGAUUUUUAGCAAGAAAAUUUCCCACUGAAAAAAGAUUUGGUUUGGAAGGUUGCGAAUCUUUUAUACCAUCAAUGAAUCAGUGCUUGGAAACAUCGGCGGAACAUGGAGUUGAAAGUGUUGUGAUAGGAAUGGCUCAUCGAGGUCGAUUAAACACAUUGAUCAACGUUUGCAUGAAACCGUUACAUCAACUUCUUACACAAUUUCAUUCGAUUGCUUUAGAAGGUUUUGGUUCUGGUGAUGUGAAGUACCAUUUAGGAACACAUGCAGAAAGAAUGUUAGAAAGAAGUAAGAAAAAGAUUCGUGUUGCUAUGAUGGCUAAUCCGUCUCAUUUGGAGGCGAUAGAUCCUGUCGUAGUUGGUCGCGUUCGAGCCGAACAAGUAGAAAAGAAUGAUGCCGAAUGUAUGUAUAUAAAAUUCGUUGAUCAAAAUAUUUUUAUAAUUAAAAAUUCAUUUAUACCAGAUGGCAAAAAAUCGGUGGCUUUUUUGGUUCAUGGUGACGCUGCUUUCUCGGGUCAAGGUAUUGUUUACGAAACGAUGCAUUUGACUAAUUUGCCGAAUUACACGACAGGUGGCGUUAUUCACAUUGUAAUCAACAACCAAAUUGGUUUCACUACGGAUCCUAGAUAUUCUCGAUCAAGUGCGCAUUGCACAGAUGUAGCACGUGUUGUAAACGCCCCGAUAUUUCAUAUACAUGGUGAUGAUCCUGAUUUAGUGACCUAUUGUAGUAAAGUUGCCAGUGAAUACAGAGCCGAAUUUCACAACGAUGUUGUUGUAGACAUCGUAGGAUAUCGAAGAUUCGGGCACAAUGAAUUAGAUGAGCCUAUGCUCACGCAACCUUUGAUGUAUAAACGUAUUAAGCAACAUCCGAAUGUGCUUAAUAUUUAUAGCGAUAAAUUGUUCAAAGAAGGAGUGAUUACUGAAGCAUUUGCUAAAGAAGAAAUUGAAAAAUAUUGGAACUAUUGCGAAACAGAAUUCGAAAAGGCAAAAACUAUAGAUUCGAUGCAAUUAGGUGACUGGCAUGAUGUACCUUGGACCGAUUUUUUUGCUACUCAAAGUCCUAAAAAUAAAAUUCCAACGACUGGUAUCGACAUAGAAAUUAUAAAAACAAUUUGUAAAGCGAUAUCAACUCCGCCUAAUGACAUCGAAUCCCAUACUCAGGUAUUAAGAGUAAUGGAAAAAAGAGCGCAAUUGAGUAAAUCUCGUCAGGCAGACUGGGCUAUGGGUGAAUGCUUAGCAUUUAGUAGUUUAUUAAAAGAAGGUUGCCCCGUGAGAUUGUCUGGUGAAGAUGUUGAGCGAGGCACCUUUUCUCAUCGCACACAUGUUAUUCACGAUCAGAGUAGAGAUAAGACGUAUAAAAAUAUUUUGCAUGAUAUAUUUCCGGGACAAGCAAUGUAUACUGUCACGAAUUCUUCAUUAUCGGAAUAUGGCGUUUGCGGAUUCGAGUUGGGUUAUUCGACAUAUAAUCAUAACACAUUAACAAUUUGGGAAGCCCAGUUCGGUGAUUUUGCGAAUACUUGUCAGGUCACUUUAGAUACUAUUUUGUCUUCCGGACAAACGAAAUGGGGUAGACAGGUAGGAUUAGUUCUUCUUUUGCCCCAUGGAUUAGAAGGACAAGGACCUGAACAUUCUUCUGCAAAAAUUGAACGGUAUCUCGAGCUUUGUGACGACGAUUUCUCCUAUCUUCCAACGGCCGAACCAGGAGAAACUAUAGAUCAAAUUAUGACACGGCAAUUGUUCGAAAUAAACUGGAUUAUUUGCAAUUUAACGACACCUGCAAAUUUCUUUCAUGUCCUUCGUCGUCAAAUCCAUAUGCCUUUUCGGAAACCAUUAUGUGUAAUGACGCCCAAAUCUCUGCUUCGUCAUCCUAUGGCUCUUUCGCCUUUCGCUGAUAUGGAGUCUGGCACUUCAUUUAAACCUAUUCUCUCUGAUCCAUUUGUCAAACCAGGAAAUAUACAAAAAGUGCUAAUGUGUAGUGGAAGAGUAUUUUAUGAUUUGGUGACCGAACGUCAGGGGAAACAAUUGGAAGAUAAAAUAGCGAUUAUUCGCAUCGAACAACUUUGUCCAUUUCCGUAUCAUUUAUUAGCUGAAGAAAUGAAAAAAUAUCCAAAUGCUAAAGUAAAUUAAUCUUUUAAAUAAAUUUAACUUCUUAAAUCAAUGUUAAACCAAAUGUCUCGUGCGUUUAGCUUAUGUGGUUACAAGAAGAACAUAAAAAUCAAGGCCCGUAUUUGUAUGUGAGAGACAGAAUAGCAUUAGCUUUAGGAGUACGUUUAGAAGAUUUGGCUUAUGGAGGUAGACCACCAUCAUCUUCUCCAGCAACUGGCAGCAAAGUUAUUCACAGAAACGAAUAUAACGAUAUGAUAACGAUGGCUUUGAAACUUGAUUGAAUCAGAAUUAAUUGAAUGUCAAAUAAAAGAUAUGACAUUCGUAUUGAUAUAUAAAAAAUAAAACACGAAGUGUAUGCAAGAUAUUCAAAUAAAAAUCCGAAUGAGUGAGUAAACGAUGAACAAAUGAAAUAAGAAUUAAUACAUGAUAUUUAAUAUACAAUGAAUUUUUCUUUGAAUUUUAUUUUUGAUCUUACAACUCGAAUACUCUAAAUAAUCAAAUAUCAUUGAACGAAUAUUAAUUCACACUUACCAAAAAAUAUCUGUAGGAUUUUUUUUUGGAAUAUGAAGAAGUCCAUUCGUAAUUCCACAUUAUAAUUCUUUUUUUUCUUUUUUUAGUAUGUGAUUAUUCUGCUUCACGAUUAGCGAUCACGAUAUUUUAAGUGAGGCUAAUAUGACACGUACUCACAUAUCUGAACUUGAGAAUUAUCUAAGGGAAUAGUGCUAAUUGUUAGCACUAUAUAUACUGCAAAAUAUAUCGAGAUUGUUAGUAACUUUUAUCAUAUUUUUUAUACAGUUGUGAUAUUUUUUUUAGUGAUAAAAUUUUAUUGUCUAUAAUAAUUUGUAACAUAAUAUUGUAUACAUAGUUUUAAACUUAUAAUUAAUAAAUAUUUAUUACAAUAUUUA